AUGGAAGUCUCCGACGGAGCUUCGAACCGACCCGAACCGGGCUUCAGGGCGGAGAUCGACACAUCGGCGCCGUUUGAAUCGGUGCGGGAAGCCGUCACGCGAUUCGGCGGCGUUGGGUAUUGGAAACCUAUUCUUAAUGGUCUUGGCACUAAGCACUUCGUGCCUGAGCCGCACCAUACAGAAGAGCCUGACCCCGGAAAACUUGAGGAGCAAGCUGCUGUAUUGGAGAAAGAGCUGAUCCUGAAGGAAAGGGAAACUCUUGAUGUCUUGAAAGAGUUGGAAAGUACCAAAAGGCUUGUGGAGAAUUUGAAAUCAAAGCUACAGAAAGAAGAAUCUGAAGUGAAAUUGAAUUUUCAAAUGAGUUUGUGCAAUGAUAUAUCUACUGUUAAGGAGGAUGAGAAAGAAGAUAAGGAAAACCAAGUGAGUAAUGUUGUUCAGGAUUUGAUAGAAGGUUGUAUCCCCUAUCCUUCAUCGGCCCCAGGUUUAAUAUUAAUGGAAUUGAAGCAAGCCAAAUUGAAUCUGAACCAAACCACAAGUGAUAUUGCUGAUGUUCGUGCAUCUGUUGAAUCACUCAAUAAGAAGUUGGAGAAGGAAAGACUAUCUCUUGAGAAAACACGGGAGAGGUUAACUCAAAAUUCUUCAAAGAUAUGCUGUCUUGAGGAAGAGCUAAACCAGACAAAACUAAAACUGCUAGUGGCAAAAGAUGCCAGUUCGGAUAACCCUUCAGAUAUUACAAAAGAGCUCCAGCGACUAAGUUCUGAGGCAGAGCAUUUCAAGAAUAUGGGAGAAGCUGCUAAAUCAGAAGUCUUGAAAGCAAUGUCUGAGAUUGAACAGACAAAAGCUAUGAUAAAAACUGCUGAAAUCAGGUUAGUUGCUGCCCGGAAAAUAAAGGAAGCUGCUAGAGCUGCAGAAGCUGCUGCCCUUGCAGAGAUUAAAGCUUUAUCUCAUCAUGAUAAUUCACUUGGAGAGUGUAUGCAAAAGCACGAUGGAGUUACCCUUUCCUUUGAAGAGUACACUGCACUAACCUACAAGGCGCGAGAGGCCGAGGAACAUUCAAAGAAGAGAGUUGUGGAUGCUAUGCUUCUAGUUGAUGAAGCAAAUGUAUCAAAAAUGGGCAUUUUGAAGAAGGUAGAGGAAGCCACAGAAGAAGUUAAAACCAGCAGGAAGGCCCUUGAGGAAGCUCUAGAAAGGGUAGAGGCUGCAAAUCUAGGAAAGUUAGCAGUUGAAGAGGCGUUAAGGAAGUGGCGGUCAGAUAGUCACAAAAGGCAUUCCUCCGUACAUAACUCUACCAAGUUUAAAAAUUCGUACCCUUCUCACCAUUGGAAGGAAUCUCGGUUACUCGAUGUCAAUGGGCUGAAUCUGGUAAACGAAGAAGCCAAGCCAGUUCUAAAGCCAACACUUUCUAUUGGACAAAUAUUGAGUAGAAAGUUGAUGAUGCCAGAAGAGUAUGAAGCUGGAGCGAUGCUUAGAGAAAGAAGCUCAGUGAAACGGAAGGUGUCUCUUGGUCAGAUGCUAGGCAAACAAAAUACAGAUCCAUCCUUUGACAGGGAAGUUGAGAGGGAAAAUGGUCAGAAGCCAUUUUCUGCAAAGAGAAAGAAAUUUGGAUUUGGUCGAUUCUCCCUUCUUUUGACGAAACAACAAAAGAAGAAGAAGAAGAAGCCAACACUGAACUUGAGGUGA
Sphenostylis stenocarpa is the source of this 1680-nucleotide messenger RNA. The record is from the annotation of a GenBank genome assembly. NCBI's taxonomy places the organism in Eukaryota, Viridiplantae, Streptophyta, Magnoliopsida, Fabales, Fabaceae.